UGGCACAGUAGUUUUUCUGCCUAAGCAUGGAGUUCUUCCUGGUCCUGAUUGCCGUGCUCUCUAAUAUCCUGGCCCUGGAGGCCCAGGUUUUGGGGUCUUUAGCCGAGCCCAAGAGUCCUUAUUGCCAGCCCAAGUUGUGUUCCAAGGCAGUGAAGCACGUGGCUUGCGAAAAAUCCACCGCGGGCUUCUCCAGUUCCUGCUCUAUCGAGACCCUGAAGCUGGUGAACAUGACGGAGCACGUGGAUAAGAUCAUCAAGUUGCACAACGAGCGCCGCAACCGCCUGGCCAACGGAAAGGAGACCACCCUGCCUCGUGCCGCCCGCAUGGCGACCAUGCAGUGGAGCAACGAGCUGGCCGACUUGGCGGAGUUCAACGCCAAGAUGUGCAAGGCGCAGCAUGACGAAUGCCACAACACCCAGACCUUUCCCAACUCCGGCCAGAACAUCAUCGUCUUCAACAUGACUCACAACGUGGAGAACACGAUAAUGGAGCAACUGGUUCCGGAACUGCUCUCCCUGGGCGCCAAGACCUGGUGGUCCGAGUUCGAAAACAUGACCUCCGACUCUUUGGAGGUCUACUCCUGCGACUCGAAGGAGCAAAAAAUCUACCGACAUUUUGCGGUCAUGGCCGUGGAGGGCAACUCGCAUGUGGGCUGCGCCGCUUCCCAGUACUUGGUGCAGAACCUGACCCAGUUCCAGCUGACCUGCAACUACGCCCGGGCCCCGGUCUGUGGCCAGAAGGUCUACAGUUUCCGGCCGGUGGGCUGCAAGACGGGCCGCAACAGGAAGCACUCGGCCCUCUGCUCUCCCGAUGAGCAGUUUCUCUGAUUGCAGUGCAUCCCCGUGUACCCUGCCUAUCCUGCAUAUUCAAUCCUGCCGCCAAUAAAUAUCAUCCAGCCCAGCCAGACGAAACUCCAUCGAUAUCAAUAGCUCAGAAGCUUCGCAUGCAAAAUGCAAACAGAAUGCGACUCCAACGGAAUGGAAUUUGCGCCAAUUUCCUGUGACGAACUCGGCCCGAAGGUCCUGGUGGUCAGGAAGCAUCGCGGCGCAGACCAAUUACCUGCACAAAAGCGGCCACGCUGCAAAAUUUUUACACUGCGAAAAAUAAUAAAUUUAUUUAGAAAUUCAGUUCGAAUUUCAUGCGACAGGCAUUAUACUUAUUAUAAUUUGACAUUUUCAGCCAGUUUGUUAUUUAUUAAAAAGCAGAAGUCUAA
Drosophila ananassae is the source of this 1213-nucleotide messenger RNA. RefSeq names its product antigen 5 like allergen Cul n 1. The transcript is spliced from 3 exons. Lineage: Eukaryota; Metazoa; Arthropoda; Insecta; Diptera; Drosophilidae. The record is from RefSeq and is a predicted model, not a curated record. Bases 27 to 827 code for a protein of 266 amino acids.